Messenger RNA from Marasmius oreades (fairy-ring Marasmius), 714 nucleotides. RefSeq lists its product as uncharacterized. Lineage: Eukaryota; Fungi; Basidiomycota; Agaricomycetes; Agaricales; Marasmiaceae. Bases 1 to 714 code for a protein of 237 amino acids. The record is from RefSeq and is a predicted model, not a curated record. The transcript is spliced from 4 exons.
AUGUCGACAGAUUCUCAUCUCCAGCUUUUCUAUUUGAAACCUGGGACGUACAGAAUUAUCAACGUUAAGGACGGUAAAGCUAUCGAUCUCUCUGGAGCCGAUGGAAAGUCUAUCAUCAGCUACGCUGAGAAAGGAGACUCGAAUCAACUGUGGAUCUUCAAACAUUUGGGAGCCGGCCACUCGAUUCAGAGUGCGUGCAACGGCAUGCACCUGAGUGUCAACCGAAGGAACCCCCUCGGGAACCCGAUCGAAGCCAGUCGUUACCCAGUAAGCUGGGAACUUGACGUGUUUGAUUUCCAGGACAACGUCUACCGUGGCGCUGUGUUUGACGCCAGGGAUUCGGGAAAGGUUACUAGCUCGAUAGCUUUGUUCCACUCGGACCAGCAGGCUCAUUGUGGAUUCUUCUCGCAGAUCGACUUGCAAGAGGAACAGAUGCCGAUCCCUCAAUAUCAGCUUUGGCGCCUCGUCCAAUGUGUAGACCCAUAUCAUUCUACGCCUCAUCGAACCAAGGCUGAACCGGACUAUGGAAGUUUUUCGGAGUGGGAAACAUCAGAACAAACCACCAUUCCUCCCGCAUCAUCAGCAGGGCAUACGAAAGCGGAUACCGUGAUUGACGCAGAGGGCUUGAAGAUUGGUGGAAACGGGGAGAUUGGUAUCACCACUACGACCACUACUACAACAGUCACUCAAGUAAAGCGAUUGAAUGUGGGCUGA